AACAUUGAUAAAGGGGUGGAUGUAUUUCAAAACUUUACUGCAGCAAGAUCCUACACUUAUAAAGACCGAACAACGAGUGUCAGACAUCAAACGGCUUCAAUCAAGUGAUGGGCAAAAUCGGCGACAUAACGGUUCAGACUGAUGGCGGGAAGGAGGUCUAUCGAGCCGGGGAGGAGGUGAAGGGCGUAUGGCGCGUGAAUAUUAAUGAGCGCGUGACGGUAGAUGAUAUCUACAUCAGCUUUCACGGAGAGUCCUACGUCAAAUGGACCGAAAGCAGCUCAAGAGCGCCCGACCUUAAAUUCAUCUCCCGGGAAGAGUACAACAGAGAGUUGAAAUAUGUCGUAUACAAGAAAACAACCUUGGAGGCAGGAGUUCACGAGUACCCUUUCAGCUUUCGAUUACCAAAUGACAAAAUGCCAUCAUCAUUUGAGGGAAAGCGGGGAUGUUCACGGUAUUGGCUGUACCUGAAGAUUUCCCGACCGUUGCCAUGGCGAGAUGUAGUCAGCGACAAAUGUAUUACCUAUAUAGAUGAUGUGAAUAUAAAUUUACAAUAUUACAAUAAACCAGUCAGAAAGAAGAAAUCAACACGUUUGUCGAAGAUGCUCGGGCUUGGUGAUGCAGGGGAAGUAACUCUCACUGCCAAGGUCAACAGGACAGGUUUUUGUGCUGGCGAAUCCGUACCAGUGACAGUUGAUGCCAUCAAUGCUUCAACAAAAGAUUUGGGUAAACUGAAAGUCUCCCUGGUACAGAAAGUAGUAUAUAAGGCAAACGGAGAGGAGAAGGUAGAAAGAACGGUCAUCUACACCAAGACUGGAUCAGAUCCUAUCAAACAGGGACAGACAAGGAGCUGGAAAGAUGAGUUGAUAUAUAUCGAUGCUAUCCCCCCUUCUACCCGAAUGAGGACUUCCUUCUGUCUGGUAGUCUCAUACUUCAUUAAGGUGUAUAUUGACAUUUCAUUCCUGAGUGGUGGUGAUCUUGAGCUCUGGUUACCAAUCACUAUAGGGACAGUGCCCCAGGGCUACAAGAAAACAAUACCAGUAAAGGGAGCUACCAGUGCAUCACCAAACAUCCCUGUGGUUGACCUUUCCAAUGCGUUGACCCAUACCAGGUGUAACAGAGGUUGGGAGAGGUUCAGUAGGUCAACUGACAAUGCUAUACCGGAAUAUGUUUGUUACACUCCUAUGUGUGUCUAUGUCCCAAACUACACAUACAAACCCAAGCCUUUGGUAGCUAACCCGCCCAAACAAGGACCUAUGAAGACGACACAAGUAUCAACAGCAGCAUCAAAGUCGGCUACACCGUCAGUUUCUACCUCCAGUCCAAAAUCAGUGGCCGGUUCCAAACCAGCCUCAAAGAGUCCGGUCAGAAUCCAAACAACAGUUCCUGCUUCCAGUCCAAAAACAUCAGCGGCCACUCCCAUGCCAGCAUCAGAGAGUCCAACUCGCCUCCAAACUUCAGUUCCUGCCUCUGGUAAAACCACAUUGGCGGCUACUGCCCUGCAGGCAUCAAAGAAUGCCACUCAUAUCCAAACAUCAGUUCCUGCCUCUGGUCCAAUGAUGCCAGCAGCCACUGUCACACCGACAUCCAACAGCAGACUUGAAGGUCAAGGUCAGCCAGAGCCAUCAGCUCCGCCAUUAAUCUGUGAUGAAGAUGAAGCAUAUAACAUGCAUGAUGAGAGGGUAUCACUUCCAUCCUAUGAGGACCUGUUUGGUCAGGGGGCAGCAGAGGGAAAAAUUGAGGUAGAAGAGACUUCCACAGGAAAGGUGUUUAUGCUUAUUCGAUUCAGAACUAGUAAGCGUGAGGAAUUUGUCAAUACCUUGAAAAAUUACAGUACUGGACUAGAGAAGUUUCAGGGCUAUCUAUCGGCACUGCAACACAAGGUCCCCUCAGUGCGAUCGGGUAAGUGGGAAAAGGCCAGCGUCUUGGCUAUCCUGACGUUUGAAAAUGAAGAUAUGGCACAGGAUUGGCUCAAGUCUACACCUGAAGUUUGUAUGGAGAAGUGGCUGGGAGGGUGUGACAUCUUGUUAAUGGAGUCAUCAGAGCCUUUUCAGCAAGAUCACCAAGUUCUCUCAAUAUCCAAUACAGUGAUAAAUGGCGAGGAUGUAGAAACAAACAAAGACUUGGCACGAUAUCGAUAUAUACUUGACCAGUACCUAAAACCAGCAAGGGUGAGGAUAGGAGGUGUAUCUGUUGCGCGUUCUCAGACGUCUAAAUGUCUGCGUGGUCAAUGGGACAUAGAUCUCAAAAGCACUGUCAAUAUUCUGUCUUGGCCCACUGUAGCUGUCCUUAGACAAUAUAAGGAAAGUGUAGAUCCAGAGAUCUACCAGGAAAGUCUGGAUCUUAGAGGGAAGGUGUUUGAUAUUGUGUUGUCUGUGGUUAUACAACUCGGUCAGCUACCCAGUUUCACCAACGCCAAAGAAGAUGAAGCUGGAGAGGCUGGGCCGUCAUAGAGCUGGGAUAAUGAUCAUCAACGCUAGCCCCUUAAUCAUAUGAUAUAUGUAGUAAAAGAUUUUCCAGACAAUCUAAUUAAUAUCAAGAUGGUCAUUCUCACUACGUUAUAUGAACAUCUAACGACAUCCCAUAUGGGGUCACGUUCUGAUGACCUUUGAGAUAUGUAUGUCACUUUCAGGGCGAAUUGUCUUUUUGUCGAUGAAAUUAAAGCAAACCAUUUCGUCAUAGCAUACAUCUGAAGCAAACAAUUUCGGCACAGCAUGUAUAUAGCAAUAUGUUUUGUAGGACGAAAUGACAUGAA
Pecten maximus is the source of this 2752-nucleotide messenger RNA. RefSeq lists its product as uncharacterized. The record is from RefSeq and is a predicted model, not a curated record. The transcript is spliced from 12 exons. Gene Ontology annotation, cellular component: cytoplasm. Gene Ontology annotation, biological process: protein transport. Bases 108 to 2450 code for a protein of 780 amino acids. Lineage: Eukaryota; Metazoa; Mollusca; Bivalvia; Pectinida; Pectinidae.